GUGUGUGGGCUCCGGCUGUCUUCCCGGUCAUGUCUUCCAAAAAGAGCAGAAAGCGGCAGAACCACAGCGCGGAGAACGGUUCGUCCGCGUCCUCCACGGCCUCCUUUCGUCAUGGAGCCCGUGCUAUUCCGGACUCGGACCUUGCGGUGGCGGCCGGCUUACUGGUGGUGACCAACUUCCUAGAGAAGGUGGAUACCAAAGUUCCUAAAACAUUCCAGAAUUCGCUCGUUCAUCUUGGACUCAACACUAUGAAAUCUACAAAUAUAUGCAUAGGUCGACCAGUGCUGCUUACCAGUUUGGAUGGAAAGCAAGAGAUCUAUACAGCCUGGCCUGUGGCAGGGUUUCCUGGCGGCAAGGUCGGCCUCAGUGACAUGGCGCAGAAGAACAUGGGCGUGAGGACCGGGGAGGCCAUCCGCGUGCAGCCUCUGCUGGGCGCCGUGCUGCAGGCUGAAGAGAUGGACGUGUUACUCAGUGACAAAGAUACAGAAAUUAAUGAGCAAGAACUGACUGGUUGUAUUCUGAGAAAACUAGAUGGCAAGAUUAUUUUACCAGGCAACUUUUUGUAUUGUACCUUUUAUGGACGACUGUGCAAGCUGCAAGUUUUGCGGGUGAAAGGGGCAGAUGGCAUGGUACUGGGAAAACCUCAGAGUGACACUGAAACUGGUGCCCAAGGAGUGGCCUUGGAACAGUCCAGCAUGGAAACCAGUAGCCUAGAUCUGUCCUUCCAGCUAAACCAGUUAAAUCUUGAAGUAGCCCAAAGCCCGGCAUCAAAAAGUACUCCUUGUAAACCAGGAGAUGAUGGAAGUGUAAAAAAAGCCAGUGACACUUCAUUGAAUGUUACACAGAGCCCUGGAAAUGGCAGUGAACUUGGCCUCAAGGAAGUGACAAGCCUUACAUGGAACUUUGAGCCUGCCAGCGAAAGCAGUGAGCAACAGAACAGUGAGGAGAAACUGCUGCAGUCCAUCUGCGUGGGAGCCAAGUGCAAUACUGAUACUUUUUAUUUUAUUUCUUCAACAACAAAAAUCAAUUUUACAAAGAUUCGUACAAAUGCAGAAGAACAAGACAACUCAUUGAAAGUAACUUAUGACAUGAUAGGUGGCUUAAGUAGUGAGCUGAAAGCAAUCAGAGAAAUGAUUGAAUUACCCCUGAAGCAGCCUGAACUUUUCAAGACUUAUGGAAUUCCUGCCCCUAGAGGAGUGUUACUCUAUGGCCCUCCUGGUACUGGAAAAACAAUGAUUGCCAAGGCUCUUGGAAAUGAAAUAGGAGCAUUUGUUUCUGUAAUCAAUGGUCCUGAGAUUAUAAGCAAAUUCUAUGGUGAGACUGAAGCAAAAUUACGUCAUGUGUUUGCUGAAGCUACUCAGAGGCACCCAUCACUUAUUUUUAUUGAUGAGUUGGAUGCACUUUGUCCUAAAAGAGAGGGCGCUCAGAAUGAAGUGGAGAAGAGAGUUGUAGCUUCCCUCUUAACCCUGAUGGAUGGUAUUGGUUCAGAAGGAACUGAAGGACGGGUCUUGGUGCUUGGAGCUACAAAUCGUCCUCAUGCUUUGGAUGCUGCACUCCGAAGACCCGGACGUUUUGACAAAGAGUUUGAAAUUGGUGUUCCUAAAGCUCAGGACCGGCUGGACAUACUCCAGAAACUGCUUCGACGAAUACCUCAUUUGCUCAGUAAAGCUGAGUUGUUACAGGUGGCAAACAGUACCCAUGGAUAUGUUGGAGCGGACUUGAAAGCUUUGUGUAAUGAAGCAGGUAUGCAGGCAUUUCGAAGAGUGUUCGAUAAACAUCCUAACUUCCCUGAUAGCAAGAUGGCUGCGUUGGUGAAGAUCAGUGUAAAUGAUUUCUCACAUGCAAUGAAUGAAAUCCGGCCCAGUGCCAUGAGGGAAGUAGCAGUCGAUGUUCCAAAUGUAUCCUGGUCGGAUAUAGGGGGACUGGAAAAUGUCAAACUAAAACUGAAGCAGGCUGUGGAAUGGCCUUUGCAACAUCCAGAAUGUUUUAGCCGAUUGGGUAUUGAGCCUCCUAAAGGAGUUCUUCUGUAUGGACCCCCUGGAUGCUCUAAAACAAUGAUAGCAAAGGCUGUGGCCAAUGAAAGUGGCCUGAAUUUUCUAGCAAUAAAGGGGCCUGAAUUAAUGAAUAAAUACGUGGGGGAAUCUGAGAGAGCAGUUAGAGAGAUUUUCCGAAAAGCAAGAACCGUGGCUCCUUCCGUCAUUUUCUUCGAUGAACUUGAUGCCUUGGCAGUUGAAAGGGGCAGUUCCUCAGGUGCUGGGAAUGUUGCCGACCGUGUUUUGGCUCAGCUCCUAAUAGAAAUGGAUGGGAUUCAACAACUAAAGGAUGUGACUAUUUUGGCAGCUACUAAUCGCCCAGAUAGAAUAGACAAGGCUUUGCUGCGACCUGGAAGAAUUGAUAGACUCAUCUAUGUGCCUUUACCGGAUGCAGCAACAAGAGGAGAAAUACUGAAGCUGCAGUUUCACUCUAUGCCAAUCAGUACUGAGGUUGACUUAGAUGAACUUGUCCUCCAAACUGAUACCUAUUCAGGAGCAGAGAUUGUAGCCGUCUGCAGAGAGGCUGCGCUCCUGGCUCUGGAAGAAGAUAUUCAAGCCAACUGCAUCAUGAAAAGGCAUUUCACUCAGGCCUUGAGCGCCGUGACACCUCGAAUUCCUGAGUCGCUGAGACGUUUCUAUGAAGAAUAUCAAGAGAAGACUAAGCCACAUGCAUUCUGAGAAAAUACAUGUAUUUGUUAUGCUUAAAACCCUUUCUUGAGAAAAUGUGUUUCCUUUUAAAAAUUUGUCUCGAGUCUUAGAAGAAAUCCUUGGUAUAGACAACGUGUCUGAAGCACACUCACCAGCGUGUGAGUGCUCACUGCAGUGCUUGCGACCAUUUGUAUCAAAGGCGUGUGAUGAGAAUAUCUGGGCGUGAGCCCAAGUCAGUUUGGAUUGAAAAUGUGUGCUAAAUUUUAAAAAACAAACAUUGAGUGUUUUCAUUUUCAUGCUGGUCCAUUCGCAGCACAAAAUGAUUUCCUUACACCAGAAUCUGUUGCAGUGCCUUCGUAAGUGGCAAACCUGUGGGUGCCAUUUUUGUAGAACAUAGAAAUCGUAGGUGAAUGAAUGCAUGCCGAGAAAUAUUUUCAAGUCUUUAUUGUGAAGGCCAGCCAGUGAAUAUGGUCUUGUUUUCGAAUAUUUUUGUUUUCAUUAUAAUAUACCUACAUUUUUUUACUUUAGCCUUCUUUACAUGUACCUAGACAGAAAUUUAAAAAUAACAAUUAAGAAUCAUUUCAUAUAAUAUGAUAAUAUAAUGCCCUUUGAAAAUUUGUACAAUUGCAAGUAUAAGCCCACUAUGUGCCUGGAGUUAUGGGCUUGUUUUGUUUUCAUAAAAGGCUAUAAAUAAA
Molecule: messenger RNA, 3376 nt
Organism: Ochotona curzoniae (black-lipped pika)
Lineage: Eukaryota; Metazoa; Chordata; Mammalia; Lagomorpha; Ochotonidae
Gene: AFG2A
Product: spermatogenesis associated 5
Exons: 16
Coding region: 30-2711 (893 amino acids)
Cellular component (GO): cytoplasm
Molecular function (GO): ATP binding; ATP hydrolysis activity
Source: RefSeq, a predicted model, not a curated record